GCCCCGGCGCGCCGCCACCGCCCGCCCGUCCGCCGCCCCCCGCCGGCAGCCACCAUGAACAAGCUGUACAUCGGGAACCUAAACGAGAGCGUGACUCCGGCCGACUUGGAGAAAGUCUUCAACGACCACAAGAUCUCUUUCAGCGGGCAGUUCCUGGUUAAGUCCGGCUAUGCCUUUGUGGACUGCCCCGACGAACAGUGGGCCAUGAAAGCCAUCGAAACUUUUUCGGGGAAAGUGGAGCUGCAUGGAAAACAGCUAGAGAUUGAACACUCAGUACCUAAAAAGCAAAGGAGCCGGAAGAUUCAAAUCCGAAAUAUCCCACCCCAGCUGCGAUGGGAGGUUCUGGAUGGCUUGCUAGCACAAUAUGGCACUGUAGAAAACUGUGAGCAAGUGAACACAGACAGUGAGACCGCUGUGGUUAAUGUCACCUACACAAACCGGGAGCAGACCAGGCAAGCCAUCAUGAAGCUGAACGGGCACCAGCUGGAGAACCACGUGCUGAAGGUCUCCUACAUCCCUGAUGAGCAGUCAGUGCAGGGCCCAGAGAAUGGGCGCCGGGGUGGCUUUGGGGCCCGAGGUGCCCCCCGGCAGGGUUCCCCUGUCACAGCAGGGGCUCCAGUCAAGCAGCAGCCUGUGGACAUCCCGCUCCGUCUGCUGGUGCCCACACAGUAUGUGGGUGCCAUCAUUGGCAAAGAAGGGGCCACCAUCAGGAACAUUACCAAGCAGACACAGUCCAAGAUUGAUGUUCACCGUAAGGAGAAUGCAGGAGCUGCAGAAAAAGCCAUCAGCAUCCACUCCACCCCUGAGGGCUGCUCUGCUGCCUGCAAAAUGAUCUUGGAGAUCAUGCAGAAGGAGGCAAAGGACACAAAGACAGCUGAUGAAGUGCCUCUGAAAAUCUUGGCCCAUAACAACUUUGUGGGGCGCCUGAUUGGCAAAGAAGGGCGAAACUUGAAGAAAGUGGAGCAGGAUACGGAGACAAAGAUCACCAUUUCAUCCUUGCAGGACCUGACCCUGUACAACCCUGAAAGAACGAUCACAGUGAAGGGCUCCAUCGAGAACUGCUGCAAAGCAGAGCAGGAGAUCAUGAAGAAAGUGAGAGAAGCCUACGAGAACGAUGUCGCGGCCAUGAGCCUGCAAUCUCAUCUCAUCCCUGGCCUUAACCUGGCUGCUGUCGGCCUCUUCCCUGCCUCCUCCAACGCAGUACCUCCUCCUCCCAGCAGCGUCUCCGGGGCUGCUCCAUACAGCUCCUUCAUGCCUCCCGAGCAGGAGACCGUACACGUCUUCAUCCCUGCCCAAGCAGUCGGUGCCAUCAUUGGCAAGAAGGGCCAGCACAUCAAGCAGCUCUCCCGGUUCGCAAGUGCCUCUAUUAAGAUUGCACCCCCGGAGACGCCGGACUCCAAAGUGCGCAUGGUGGUCAUCACAGGCCCUCCAGAAGCUCAGUUCAAGGCACAAGGCAGGAUUUAUGGGAAGCUGAAGGAGGAGAACUUCUUUGGGCCGAAGGAAGAAGUGAAGCUGGAGACACACAUCCGUGUCCCCGCCUCGGCUGCAGGGAGGGUUAUUGGCAAAGGGGGCAAAACUGUCAAUGAGCUGCAGAACCUGACGGCUGCAGAGGUGGUGGUUCCACGGGAUCAGACCCCUGAUGAGAACGAGCAGGUCAUUGUGAAGAUCAUCGGGCACUUCUAUGCCAGCCAGAUGGCGCAGCGCAAAAUCCGGGACAUCCUGGCCCAGGUGAAGCAGCAGCAUCAGAAGGGACAAAGCGGCCAGCUGCAAGCGAGGAGGAAAUGAGAGCAGCACUGACACCAAUGUGAAAAGUGGAACAAGCCAAUGCCAGGCUUAAGAGUGGCUGGGAAUCAGUUACCAUAGACAGAUGCAAUUGUUUUCAUUAACUGGUCGACACUAAAAGGCAGUUUGAUUGGCUUUCAAGGCAAGAGGGACGGGGCUAAGAACCAGACCGCACCAUCUGACUCAUUUUUAGCUCCAUGUGCUGACACUGUACUGAACCGAAGUGGGAGGUGCUGUGGGGCUGGGGGAUGGAGCCCAACACCAGGCACUGCACUCAGCCCCUGCAGGCACUGCCUGCCCUCAUCUCAGGGCCUCUGGGGCUCCCCCAGGGCUCCCCCCAGCUUCACUUCCCCAUCCCUCCCUCAGUCCCUUCCCUGCCUCAGCGGUGUGGCUGACGGAUGUUCCCAGAGUGAUGUUAAACCUUUGGGAUCCUUUUUUUUUUUUUUUUUUGCUUUUUAAUUCUUUUCUUUUUUCCCCUUUUAAUUUUUCUCCUUUUUUAGGAAAUUUUUUCUUUUUUUUUUUUUCUUUUAAUUUUUCAAAAAUUCCAGUGGACCAUCACCAAUCCCCCCCCCACUGGUAACGAGAUCCAUUGUGAGGGACUGAAGGGAGGGGGGAGGAAAACUCCGUAGUGCCAAAUGGAUUUGGAUCCCCUGGGAGGAUCCCAUCAUGUCAGCAGCACCCGAGGGUGGGCAGAAGGAGAGCUUUCCUCUCCCCUGUGCUGUGUGUGCAGUGCAGUGCCUUCUGAAGCCUUAGGAACCAACGCAGGACCUCUAUUUUCCAGGACAACUUUUUAGUUUUUCAUUUGGUUGGAUGUUUCUUUAUGUUAGUUUACUUGAAAGGAGCUGUUUUUUGGGGGGAGUUUUGGGCUUGUUUUCUCUUUUUGUCAUCGUGGGUUUUUUUUUCUUUUUUUUGUGACCUAUGAACUAAUGGCAGAAUGGGAUGCAGAGCUUUAACUGCAGAGAUGCUGACAUGGGAAGGGGCAAGGGAUGUGCUUUGCUUUUUUACUUUCCUCCCUCUGAGCAACAGCAAUAAAACAGGAACAAAGCACAGCCCGUUUGGUAGGAAGCAUGAAUGAACGUCCAUCCUUCAGUAAUGGGAAAUGGGGGCUAAACAGAUUUGGGAUUCAGAGCCAAAGGGUUUUGGGGCUUUGCUGGGACUGGGGGCUCAGCCUCAGCUUUGCUUCCCAGUACAGAUUUGUGCCCCGAAAUCCCAUUGGUAUCUCCAUGGGCUCAGCCACAUGCAGUGA
This is a messenger RNA of Tympanuchus pallidicinctus (lesser prairie-chicken), 3028 nucleotides long. RefSeq names its product insulin like growth factor 2 mRNA binding protein 1 (gene IGF2BP1). Gene Ontology annotation, molecular function: mRNA 3'-UTR binding. Lineage: Eukaryota; Metazoa; Chordata; Aves; Galliformes; Phasianidae. Gene Ontology annotation, cellular component: cytosol; nucleus; cytoplasm. Gene Ontology annotation, biological process: regulation of gene expression; nervous system development. The record is from RefSeq and is a predicted model, not a curated record. The transcript is spliced from 15 exons. Bases 55 to 1785 code for a protein of 576 amino acids.